Molecule: messenger RNA, 6689 nt
Organism: Pungitius pungitius (ninespine stickleback)
Lineage: Eukaryota; Metazoa; Chordata; Actinopteri; Perciformes; Gasterosteidae
Gene: ptpro
Product: protein tyrosine phosphatase receptor type O
Exons: 27
Coding region: 623-4309 (1228 amino acids)
Biological process (GO): peptidyl-tyrosine dephosphorylation involved in inactivation of protein kinase activity; regulation of glomerular filtration; negative regulation of canonical Wnt signaling pathway
Cellular component (GO): plasma membrane; GABA-ergic synapse; glutamatergic synapse
Molecular function (GO): Wnt-protein binding; cadherin binding; protein tyrosine phosphatase activity
Source: RefSeq, a predicted model, not a curated record
GAGAAAGUGGAGGGUUGUUGAUGAGAAAGAAGUUGUGAGGGGGGAGGAGAUGAGGGAGUAGGGGAUGAGGAGAGAGGAGCAGAGGAGAGAAAAGUUGUGAGGGAGGAGGAGAUGAGGGAGUAGGGGAUGAGGAGAGAGGAGCAGAGGAGAUGAGGGAGUAGGCGAUGAGAAGAGGAGAUGAGGGAAUAGAUGAGGAGGGAAAAGGCAAUGAGAAAUAAGGGGAUAGGAGAUGAAGGAUUAGGAGAUGAGGGAGGACGGGAUGAGGAGAGAAGGAGAUGAGGGAAUAGGUGAUAAGAGAUGAGGAGCUGAGGGGAAUAGGAGGUGACGGACUAGGCGAUGAGAGAGGAGGAGAUGAGGGAGGAGGGAGGAGGAGACCAGGGCGGGGCGACGCAGCAGCAGCUUCAUCCCCGCUGACCGACACCGACCUCCUGCUCGUCUCCCGGACGCACGGACGCCGGAGCCCGGCCUGAUUCCUCUGAAUCCCGGCGGCUCCGUCUCGAGGAGAAUGAUAAUAGCGCGGAGGAGGAGGAAGAUGAUGAAGAAGAUGAAGAUGAGGACUGUGAGCAGCUAAGAGCCGCGGAGCAUCGCGCUCCGAUGCAGCAGGAGAGUCGCCAUUGUUUGGAUGCGCAGCAGACUGAGACCGAGAGCCCGGAUUAGAGCCUCGUUCGCCCGGUCGGACACCAUGCUUCCCCCGCUGCUCCUCGCCCUCUGGAUGCUCGGCCUCACCCGGAGCUCCUGGGCCUUCCAGGCCUCUCUGGACCAGGAAGGUCUGAUCGUGGCUCGGCUUGAGCGCUCCGACCUGCGGGCCAACGUGUCAGCGUACGGCGUUCAGCUGUCCGGGGAGCCGCGGCUGAUCCUGGGUCAGUUCGUGAACGUCAGCGAGCCUCUGAGGUUCAACACAUCGUUCCACGGGUUGUGCUACGUGGUGGGACUGCUGGUCCGCCUGGGACCGAGCUGGUCCCGCCCUAUCAGCAUGGUGCCAGUGCUCACCAAGCCACUUCCUGUCCAUAGGGUCCACAUCGCAGACCUCAAGGAGUCUCCAGAGACCGGUGUGGUGUUUCACAUCGAGUCUCCAGCAGGAAACAUCUUCAGCAGAGUCAACAUUGGCUACACAGAGGGCGCGGAGCGGCGCUCCAUGCUGUACAAAGAUUUCUACAAAGGGAAGACGGUGUUCAAGCACUGGUUACCGGGCGUGUGUUACCGUAACAUCACUUUCCAGCUGGUCUCGGAGGUCACAGUGAACCAGACGGCCCUGGUGGCACACAGUGACAUCACACACUCACCUGUGCACCACAGGACAGUACCAUACCCCCCCCUCAACAUUUCCCAUAAGAUCGUUCACCUAAGCCAGAGGACAGGUGAAGCCGCUGACACAGUCCCUCCUGAGGGGGAAAGACGGCGAGCCUCCCGUCAGGCCCACGAUGUCCUGCUGAUGGAGGAGAAGCAGGAGGAGCAGGAGGUGCUGAGGGCCACUACACGUGGUCCCUUUAGCCCAACGAUGAACCAGACGACAGGCACCCCAAGCUCCUGGCCUGACCCGACAGCACCCCCCGACGGGGAGGAGGAGGAGUUUGUGAACGCGGUGGUGCCGGACUACGAGGACUCCAACGAGUCCGGCUCAGCGAUGGGCCUCACCCCCGAAGCCUACAUCCGGCCCACAGAGCUUCCCCCGGUCCUGCUGGAGCUGCGCUGGCUGCCGCCAAGAGCCCACACCAGCUAUGACGGGUUCAACGUGUACAUCUACAGGGAAGGUAACUCCACAGAAACAGCCACAGUGGAUGAAAACACGCAUGACUUUUUCACGGAGCUCACGGAGCAGGGAACAUACCGAGUCCUGGUAACCACGUUUAGCUCCACCGGGGACUGUGAAGCCCGGGAGAGUACCGCCGACAGCGGCUUCACCUUCUACCUCGGUCCUGCAGGCGAACUGAUGGAGGAGCUCCGUCAGCGCCCUCAGGGCGUCUCCGUCAGGCUGCUGGACUCCAGCACCGCGGUGGUCUCCUGGGCUCCGUCCUCAGAGGAGCACAACGGCAGCCUGGUGUCGGUGGUCUCCACCACCUGCCUCCGCCCGAGCCCCACCCAGAGGAUGGAGAGCACAUACUGCAGCGAGGAGAACUCCACCAGUGACAUCAUCAGUCACCUGACCCCUGGGGCGCAGUACCGGGUGGUGGUCUAUCACAGCAACGGCCCCCUGACGAGCCCCCCCUCCGAACCCGUCAUCAUCGACAUUGAGCCCACAGGGGUGCUCCAGCUGGUUGUGUACCCUCUGGGCCCCUCGGCCGUGGUGCUCAGCUGGCAGCGUCCGUACCAUGUGACCUUCAGGAAGUACGUCUUGCAGACCUUCUUCUUCAACCCCGUCACCCUGACCUCCGAGUGGAGCACCUACUACGAGAUCGCCGCCACGGCCUCCAUCAUCGCCUCCGUGAGGGUCACAGAUCUGCUGCCGGCGUGGUACUACAACUUCCGCGUUGCCAUGGUUACGUGGGGCGACCCGCCGCUCAGCUGCUGCGACACCUCGACGGUCAGCUUCGUUACAGCUCCAGAGGCCCCUCACAUCUCCUCGGUGGAUUACUCUCACGGCCUCCUGUCGGUGCGCUGGACCUACGGAGAGCUCUUCAUCGACCUCUCGCACUCCAGGAUGCUGCACUGGAGGGUGGUCGCCAUCGGCAAGAAGGGGGCCGAGAGGAGCUACUCCAUGGAUGUGACUCGUAACGUGAUGCGUGCCAGCCUCCCGCUGCCGCCAGGUGACAUCUACAACCUGACGGUGACGGCCUGCACAGAGCGCAGCAGCAAUACCUCCACCCCCUCCAUCAUCAAGCUGGAGCCGGCUGCUCCGCGGGCGGUGCUGGCUGUGAACACCACCCACUCUGCGGUGACGCUGCUGUGGAGCGAGGAGGGGGUGGUGGACUACUUCCAGGUUCUCUGUAGACCCACCAGGCUGGGGGGGGGACCAAAGACCCCCCAGCCUCAGACCUCCAGCUCCCACGUCAUCACCAUCUCCGGCCUGACGCCCUCCUCCACCUACAACUGCACCAUCACCAGCUUCAGCUACAGCACCGCCAGCAAGCCGGCCCACAUCAGCAUCAGCACCGCCGCUAAGGAGAUGAACCCCAGCGUAGCCGCCAUCUCGGCUCUGGCUGUCCUCAGCGUCCUGGUCCUCAGCCUCCUGCUCCUGUUCCUGCUGCUCCUCCGGAGGAAGCACCUGCAGAUGACCAGAGAUUGCGGUGCCGAGACUUUUGUGAACUUUGCCUCGUUUGAAAGAGACGGGAAGCUUCCGUAUAACUGGCGAAGAAGCCUUUUUGCCUUCCUUACCCUACUGCCAUCCUGCCUUUGGACUGACUAUCUUUUGGCUUUUUAUAUUAAUCCCUGGAGCAAGACCGCUUUAAAGAAACGGAAGCUAACAAGUCCUGUGCAGCUGGACGACUUCGAUGCGUACUUCAGAGAGAUGAGCAAAGACUCCGCCUACAAGUUCUCUCUGCAGUUUGAGGAGCUGAAGAGCGUCGGUCUGGAUCUUUCCCAUGAUGCAGCAGACCUGCCCAUCAACAGGCCCAAGAACAGAUACACCAAUAUCCUGCCAUACGACUUCAGUCGAGUGAAGCUGAUGUCGAUGCACAACGAUGAAGGUUCAGACUACAUCAACGCCAACUACAUUCCUGGAUACAAAAACACAAACGAGUAUAUCGCCACCCAGGGGCCGCUGCCGGAGACUCGCAAUGAAUUCUGGAAGAUGGUUCUUCAGGAGAAAUGUCCCCUGGUGGUCAUGCUGACUCAGUGCACCGAGCGGCGCAGGGUGAAGUGUGAUCACUACUGGCCCUUCACUGAUGAACCUGUGAUGUACGGAGAGAUCAGCGUGGAGAUGCUCUCUGAGUCCGAGUCUCCGGAAUGGACCAUCAGGAAGUUCAGACUGGGAUACGCCGACGAGUCCCAGGACGUCCUACACCUGAACUACACCUCGUGGCCUGACCACGGCGUCCCCACGGUCAACGCCAUUGAGAGCAUCCUGCAGUUUGUCCACAUCGUCCGUCAGCAGGCCAGCCGGACCAGAGACCCCGUGGUGGUCCACUGCAGCGCCGGAGUGGGCCGGACCGGGACCUUCAUUGCUCUGGACCGCCUGAUGCAGCACAUCAGGGAACACGAGUUCGCCGACAUUCUGGGGAUGGUGUCGGAGAUGCGAUCCCACCGCCUGUCCAUGGUCCAAACCGAGGAGCAGUACGUGUUCAUCCACCAGUGUGUCCUGCUGAUGUGGCAAAAGAAGAAGCAGCAGUCCGUCUCCUCCGACGUGGUCUACGAGAACGCCAGCAAGACAUAAUGGUGGAGGCUCCUCCAGACGAGAGCUUACCUGAGGAGGAGAUCCGCUUCAUCAUUACAACAUCAACUUAAAUAAUACGAAGGGUCCACUUUAGUUCAGAAGCUGUUUGGAGCGCCGUCAUGGAGCCAGGGUUCACCAGCUUCGUCCCGUGGUUGGACGUCCACACUGGCGCCGUCCUCGCGGACGCCACGCAGGGGGCGGAGCUACCGAGUUUGAGUUUUUACUGUUGUUAGAUUGUUUUUUUAAUCUCAGGAGCAGCUGAUGGAAACACACUCUCCAUUGGAUACUUUUAUUUCCUCGGAUAGUCGAUGAAAAUCUGCUGUAAUCUGCUCCGACACGCUGACAAACCGCGACCACGGAACCCAGCGAGCGGCCACCACGAGGCAUCUUCUGCACGAGCACCAGGGCUGCAGACAUCAUCGACUACAUUAACCUUUGUAAAAGAAAAUGUAAAAUGGUCACUUAAAGAGAUUUUUCCAGUCAAUCAUUGAAGUAUUUUGGUACCGAUUUCACAAGAUGCUGCUCGACCUUUUAUUCCGUCCGUCAAUCCAACCCGCUGGAUGUUUGCUGGGUUGUCAUGACAACAAGAGAGAGUCGGGGGAACGAACGCUCUGAUGUGGAGACGCUGGUUCCUCAGAGGGACGGAAGACCUUCUGCUGGAGGCAACAACAACAAAGAAACACACAAACAGAUCACAUCUGCAUCACAUCUGCAUCACAUCUGGAGACGUGAUUCAGUUGGACAAACUGCCAAACCCCAGAGAAAUGAAAUAUCAAGAUGUUCUGCUUCUCUUUCUGCCAAAACGUUUCUUUCAUUGAAUUAUUGAAAUAUCAAAAGGUGUAAAUGUGAACUUUAAUUCAUGAAGAUAAAAUUGGUUUCCAGGUUUUUAAGGCUUGAUUUCCUGCUGCUUUCAAAACGCCCCAAAAGUUUAAAAAAUCAACAAAAUACUAAACUAAACAUUUAGUUGGAUUUCUUCAGAAGAAGAGUGUGAAUUCACUUUAUUACUAAAUAACAAAUAAUAUUGAUAACGCACAGACACUUGAAUAAGAAGUGUUCCCAUCAUGUUGUAACCUUGAGGUGUCUUUUUGGUGUUCGCAUCACUACGAAACUCAAAUGUUUUUCAUCUUAUCCUCAGAAUUGGAUAUCGCCAAUUUUAGUCUAGUUUAGUUUUGAUGAACGAUUUGGUUUAAUGCUCCAAAUAACAAAAUAUUGGGUUGUGCAACAAAAUUUGUAAUUCAAAAAAAUGUGUUAAUGAUGUAAAAAGCAGAAUUUGUCGUGUAUUUUCCUUUUUUAUUUGAGUACCGCCAAUAUUUGGUGUAUUUUCAUUUGAGUUCAUUUGAAAAUUCCACCAAAAUGCUGCAGCAAUGUUUCUGGAUAAAGAAGUGAUUUCAUAAAUCAGUGAAUGUUAAAAUGAACAAAGAAUCACAUAUUCAGGCCGAAUAUUUGUCUUAAAAGCAGGAAUAUUGUACCAAUAUUAGUUUCCAAGUUGUUUUAUUUACAUUUCUUCAGCCAUUUCUCAUAUUUCUACUCCACAUUUCUCACUUCCUUGAUGACUGUAGAGAAUGUUUAGCCAACAGGAAGUUCAGGUGUUGCCAAAAUAAGAGCGUUCCAUGUCAUAAGGUCAAGAAAACCUGUUUUUUAAACUGUUCCUACAGUUUAAGUUUAUGUUCAAUGUAUAUAUUUAAGUUCCUUACUAAAACAUUGCUUUGUAAGUAAGAUCAGUUUAUUGAGUAUAAAUACACAUCGUCACUAUAGUUUCAUUACAAAUACAUCCGUUUCUAAUCUUUAAUCUUAAACACUUUCAUAUAUAUUUUUCAACAGUAUGAGAAAGUUAGCAAAAUGUAAUAAGAAAUGAAAUUAGGUUUCAAAGAAUAAAUUCCAUUCAACCAUUAGAAACUGACAAAUUUGAACUAAUUUGUGAAAAUGAUUUUAAAGAAAGAGAUUUGUGAGAAAAAGCUGCUGUUUCUUUUAUGUUUAUCUCUAAAUAAAAUCUCAAAUCUUUUUUUCUAAAUAUAUUGACACCUUGAAACUGUAAAUCAAAUUAAAAACAAACAUGUGUCCAAUUUGUAAAAUAAAUCAAAUGGAAGAAAUGAAUGAAUGUGUAAAAAGGAGGCGUGGCCUUUUGCCCCCCCCCCCCCCAGAUGUACUGUACAUACUUGUACACAUUGUACACAUUGUACACACUUGUACCCCUUUGUGUUUGUCGUCACUACAAAGUGCUUCUCGUGGAUUUGAUGCUUUUUUAAGUUGUCGUGAUUGUGAAUCAUCGUCAAGGCGACUCGUUGUCGUACAUUUGUGUCACUUAAAAGGUUUGAAGGUCGACCGUCGUCAUGGAGAUUUAAUGUUUGUGUGUCGCGAUGAAAUAAAAAAAUUGCAGUUA